This is a messenger RNA of Ictalurus furcatus (blue catfish), 6241 nucleotides long. RefSeq lists its product as uncharacterized. Gene Ontology annotation, cellular component: external side of plasma membrane. The coding region runs from base 302 to 2017 and encodes 571 amino acids. Gene Ontology annotation, biological process: cytokine-mediated signaling pathway; immunoglobulin mediated immune response. The transcript has 10 exons. Gene Ontology annotation, molecular function: cytokine receptor activity; protein binding. The record is from RefSeq and is a predicted model, not a curated record. NCBI's taxonomy places the organism in Eukaryota, Metazoa, Chordata, Actinopteri, Siluriformes, Ictaluridae.
UUGUUGGGUUUUCUUUUGUAAAAUGGGAGGAGUAAACCCUGCUUCCACAGAACUGCUGUAGCUCAGUUGUUCCAGUAAAAGCAGUAAACACGCCCAUUUUGCCUAAUCCUUCGACGGGGAAGUGAGUUAAGGGGGUGGUGGUGUUCCCAAAAGCUCCCUCAGUGCCACGAGUGCGUAAGAAUGUAAACUUGGUUAAACUAAAUAUGCUAAACCAACAGAUCUGACUUUUUUAGCGGUCAAUCCUUAGGAUCACCUGGAAGUCAUUUUAUUCUACUUGCUGCCAAACACAACGAUUAUUGGGAUGGGUGCCUUAAUCCUCAUUCUGCAACUAGUUCUUUUAUUGACUUUUGGCUUCAUUGAAUCUUCUGAAGAUCCUACAAGAGCAGAACCUAACCUGGAUCUGCGAUGCCUGAACGAUUUCCUAACAGAGAUGAUGUGCCUUUUGACCUCACAGAGUGACCUUGACAGUUGCUCUGGAUACAGUCUGAACGUGUCUCGCCAUGAUAAAUCAUAUACAUGUGAUUUCAAGCAACUUAAUUCCAGUACAUGCGAAUGCUUAGUUCAUGUGAACUCUAGCUUUGUUCUGGGUGAGAACUACAAGUUUAACGUGUUGAGAUGGAACAACUUGUUGUUAACUAAAAGUGUCAGCACUACAGAAAGCAUUAAGCCUAAAAAACCAGUCAUUGUGUCAGUCAGUCAGACACAGAAUGGAAACUUUCGCAUUGUCUUGGACAACAUAUAUAGGACUGAAGAACCAGUAUUCAAUGAAUACUUGAUUCUAGAGCUCACUUAUUAUAUUGAAGGAAGCAGAGGAAGUGAAAAAACUGAGACAUUGGCAUCAAACCAGUGGAAAUAUGAGCUUGUAGGCAGAAACCUUGAGUCAGCUUCCAACUAUAUUGUGAGGGCCAGAGUGAAAUCAACCUUAAAUUCAAGAUUCAGUGACUACAGUGAUCCAUAUAGGUUUACCACACCCUCAUCUCCAAAGGACCUUCUCAAGAUAAUAAUUCCCAUUGUGUGUGUAAUUCUGAUCAUCUGCAUAUUCACCAUCUACUACUCUUAUAACAAAAUCCUGACAGAGUGGUGGGACAAGAUUCCUACUCCGAAAAUAGCUACUAGUUUUGUAAAACAGGUCCCAAACUUGCUGUCAUUUCAAAAUGAGUUCUCGCCUGUCCAUCUCGACUCUUCAAAAUUGGUCCACUCUGGGGAGAAGACAUGGCCAGCGUCUUCCCUAGUAGACAUUGGACGUGAAAAUAGCCUCAACAGCCUUGGUAAAGAUGGCACUUCAGCUGAAGUGAUUUACGGCCAAACAGGCAAUGAGAGUUUAGAAGAAAACAGCAGUGAAAAUAUCAGGCACUGGGAACUUGUUAAAGAAGCUCAGUCAACAUUCCUUCGACAAAUGCCAAUGUCAAACAAAUAUUAUAAAAACCUGAAAUCAGACAGUGAUGAUUGCAAUGUCCAAAGGGAGAGUGGGAAUAGCUCUGGCUUCAGUAACAAGUUCUAUAUGAUGUCUGACUCUGACAAGUUUCCCAACCCAGCUAUUAACCACUUUAUCAGUGACUUUAAUGUGAGUGAGAAUGUGUUUCCUGCUCUGGCUAAAAACCUAGACCCAGUGAUACUGACAGACUUUGAGUACGGACCGUGUACCGGUUGCUCAUUGUCUGAAAACACCAGCCCGACUCAGUUCACAUCCUACACCAAUGACAUUGCUGUGGUUCCUGGAUAUCAGAGCGUCAGUGAGGUUAGAGAUUGUGCAUCUACAGACCAAGCAUUUAUCAGCUCUCAUAAUGAUGUUAAUCUGAUCAUGGAAAAGCUUCUCCACUGCAAAAACCCACAGAAUACUUCCUGUGAAACCACCAUCAUCCCAGUCGAGAACGGCUAUAAAGAUUUUCAGAGCUUACUCCAAAAUUCGGGAGAACAGCAGAGCUUCACCACUGAAACCGAAUUAAAAGAUCUUUGUGGCCCGACUUUGCAUACUUCUCCAGGUAUUCAAAUUGACUGUUCCUAUCACAGGGUUUGAAUUCCCAGCACAGAAGAGAAUUUCCAGAAUUGUAUUUACAGAAAAGACAUAGCAUGUUUAAAUAUCAUUUUUAAUCCACUACCAAUUAAGCAGUGAACUCGUGCUUAAAAAAAAAAAAAAGUGUGUAUUCUUACUACAGACUUGCAUACAACUCGAUAAACACAGUACAGUAAGUUGCUUGUAUGUAAUGAAUGACUCAGUAAAACAGAAUGACUUUGGCAGUAAAAAAGUUAAAUGUCUAAUGUUAAAGUAGAAGUGUGGUAGAAGUAUCUGGUAUAUUAUAGUAUUGUGGUCAGUAACGCAACAAAAAACAAAUAAUAAUUACAAAUGGAUAAUACAUUUAGAUAUGGUAAAGUAAAACGUCACUGAGGAAAGAUAAAGAAGUACAGUUUUGUGGUGUAUAAUUACAGAACUUGUGAAGCAUGUGUAAACCAAGUUGCCUUACCACUUCCUCAGGGUCUCUCACUUAAAAAUGGUGAUCCUCUCUUGUGUAAUGACAUCACAAUUUAACAUGAGAUCUAAGAUAAGACAGCACACAUUUGACCCUGUAGAAUUAUUAAGUAUGGAUAAACAACUACAGAGCAGAUUUUCCAGCUAAAUAUAGUAAUGUGAACAUCCAUGUUUAUUAUUAUAUAGUCUACUAGAAGCCAGGAAUCUGAAAGACAAACAUUUCAUCAGAAGCGUCAUGGGAAUAUUAUCCAUGAUGGAUUGUUACGUAGGUGUUAUGCAUCUGAAAAGACUUUAACAAACUAGUCCAAUCUGUUAGUUCCUCUGAAUGCAAAGUUACCCUUUUAAGAAAAGACCUGGUCAUAGAAUGUACAUCAUGGAAUAUAAACUGUAACUGUGUAAAUCUUUUGAGAUUUUAUCAAUGCUGCCAUAUGUGAUUACUGUACACUGUAUAAUACAAGUAGUUUUUGCCUUUGAAUAUUCGGUUUCCUUUCAGAGUUGUUUUUGGUGGCAGGGCUGUUCUGUUUUUUUUUUCAGCUUGAGUUGGUCUUCCCAAACACUAAGGGUGAGUGUAGAACAAGGCUUGUUAUGAUCUGUUCAAUGUUAUCGCCACUGUUAACAGUAGAGGGACAUGUUUGGACUAAGUGAAUAAUUACGAUUGGGUUCUGCAGAGGUCAAAGCACAUGCUAAGCAAAGUACAGACAUAAAGAACUCCAACCCCAAUUCCGAAAAUGUUGGGACAGUACGUAAAAUGCAAAAAAACAAACAAAAAGUGUCAUUUGGAAAUUCAGUUCACCCUGUACUAUAUUGAAAACACAUCAUUAUCACACUAUUCGAUGUUUUACUUUGUGAAUUUAAUUUCUUUUUGAAAAUAUACACUCAUUUCAAAUCUGAUGACUGCAACACACUCCAAAAAAUUUGGGACAGUUUACCAAUGUGUAAAAUCACCUUUUCUUUUAAUAACACUUAUUAAGUGCUUGAGCACCGAAGACACCAGUUGGUUAAGUUUAGCAAGUGGAAUUUCCCCCCAUUUAUCCAUUAUGCAUUUCUUCAGCUGUGGUUUUUAAUUCAGUUACGUCUGAGGGAUCGGAGAUCACGCGCAUUCAGAAGUGGUUUUCGGCCGUGCCCUUUAUGCACCGAGAUAUGAUAGGAUUCCUUGAAUCUUUUCGUUAGAUUGUGCACUGUAGAAGGUGAAAUGCCCAAAAUGUUACCAAUUUGCCUUUGGGGAAUAUUGUUCUCAAAGUGUUGGAUUAUUCGCUGACGCAUCUGUUUGCAGAUUGGCGAGCCUCGACCCAUCCUUGCUCUUGAAGGACUAGGCCUUUUUGGAGGCUCCUUAUAUACUAUGAUUAGACGAUUGCCUCACCUGUUUCACAUCACCUUCUUAUUUCAACUUGUCACAUUGCUAUUAGUCUUAAAUUGCCCCUGUCCCAACUUCUUUGGAACGUCUUGCAUGCAUCAAUUUCAAAAUGAACAUUUAUCUUCAAAAAACUAUGCAGUUCAUUAGGUAAAACAUCAGAUACCUUGUCUUUAUAAGUUUUUUGCUUAAAUACAAGUCAAAGUACAUUUAUAAAUCUCUCCUCUUUAUAUUAUUAGCAGUUUCCAUACUGUCCAAACUUUUUCGGAAUUGGGUUUGUAAGAUUACUGAUAUGCAUCAGCAGUACAAGAGAACACAAGACAAGAAGGGAAUGUACUGUAUACACAAGCUCAGGAAGAGCUGUGAACAAACUGGACAGAGAUACUAAAUCGUUAAGGACGUGUCAGGGUGGAGCUGGAACAGAGCCUGAGAAACUGACACCUGUAAAGAUGUAUAGUACCACAAUUAGUUUCUCUUGAAAUCUCUUGAACAUUUCAGCAAAGGGUGGAGUGGCAUAGCGGAAAGUGUUGAGGCCUCAAAACUCCAGGGUCUUCAGUUCGAUCCUCCACUCAGGUUAAUGGGGCUCAUUCUUCAGGCUGGAUACAAACAGAUUAAUACUUAAAAUAGUUUUUACAUAUAGCAUUUAGACAAGAAAUUUGGUAUUCAUGAAAAUUCUGUAAGUUCGAUUAAAAAAAAGUUUGUAUUUUACUCGUGCUUCUGAGUGUGAAAUUUAUUUAGAAGAAGACUAACUCAUGUAAAACUUGAUCGAUCAGCUUCAAAUCAUCAUUUGCUAUUUUAUAUACGAAUUUUAUAUAUAUACAUAUAUAUAUAUAUAUAAUAUAUAUAUAUACAUAUAUAUAAUUACAAUGUCAAGUUUAAAUAGCUGAUGUAUUUCAAACAUUUUGUGAACCCCACUCAUUUCAUAUUAAUGGCAUCAAUUAAAGAAAUCCAUAAAUGAAACUGAAGGUUAUUCAAUUUAGAAGAAAUGCCACGUAAUUGUCUUUUAAUGCUGUGCAACACUUUAUUAGAGCCAGAACUAAUGACGAUAAGUGACCAAUCUGGUAUGACUCAAGCUGCAAUAUGACUGUAUUAGUGUGCUGCGUGCCAAUAUUGUACACAGGCCUUCCUGCUUUUCCAACGCCAACACGGCGUCAGGGUGGGUACUGGUAUGCGAUGCAUGUCUGGCCAACAGUCGCCAAGACACUGCUUCAAAUAAUAAAUUAUAUAUAUAUUACAGGUGAUUGGUGUUAAUCAACAGUAACGCAAACAGGUACGAAGAAAAUCAGCGUUUCAAAAAACUUGUAAAUCUGCCAGAUAUUUAAUAGUAUGGUUUGGCUUACGCAAACAUUCACACACAACUUUAAUAAAAGAUUUAAAAGAUAAGUGUGACCUGGACUUGUGUAGAGUUUUGUAUGUUUUUCUUAAGUUUCUCUGGGUUCUUCAGAGUUCAUUGCACAUCCCAAAAACACGCCAGGACAUGUUUAUGAUGCAGUGGCAUCUCAUUAUAGGGUGUAUUCCCACCUCAUGGCCAUUUUCCAAGUGACAGGCUCUCCAAUCAGAAAUUUCACGUCCUGAAUAUAGAGAAAUCAAUAGUCCAUUGUCUAUAUGUGAGUGCAAGAUGUUUAUCUGACCUUUUCUGGUUCUUCUGUUGCUUGCUCUGACACGUCUUGCAUCAUAUUGCAUCAUAUUAAGAUGCAUGGGAGGUCAGUUAUGCUGGAUAAUGCAGACUCAUAUUUCACCUUAAUCACAGACAGGAAGCGAUGCAUGUAGAAAGACGAGGUAAAUGAGUAUGCAGGAAUGUUUCAAGAUUGAAUGUGAUACCCGAGGCACAGGUACCGUUCUUGUCAGGCAGGAGAACGAGGGCGGUUAUGUAUUAAUGUGUGUUUUGUACACAGCUCUGUGUCACAUUUGGCAAAAAUCACUUGUAAUGUGAAUGUAUACUUUCAUAUGUUUUCCUUUCAGAUUCAAAUAUGUAACCACAACAAGAUCAGUCACGUCACAUUUCAGGUUCUGCCUAUACAUGUGCAUGUUAUGAUGUUCUUGCAUUAGCAAGAACAAAUUGAACUGAAACUGAAUUAAUCUUAUGUUAUUCAUUUGUGCUGAAUUGUUCUGUAAGAAUGACUGUUGGUGCUGGUUUGGUUUUUGGUCUUGGUUUAUGUUAUUCGUUUUUGCUAAUAUGAGUUAUAUGCAACUUUUUAUUGCUUUUAGCUGAAUUCAUUACACAUCGCUACAGAAGAAUUAUUAACUGCCUCGGAAGCAUGACACUUACUGUUGUUCAUGACGCGUAUGAGGUAUGACGCAAGUCUCUGCGAAAUGUGUACAUGUCACAUGAAUAUCGUCAAGCUAGAAAGAUCAGGCUUUUACAUGAAUGUCUGUUACCAUGGUUUCACAAUAUUUACUAUGCUUUAUCCAUGGUUUUCAAA